UUGACAUUCUUUUCUUAAUAUUAUUUUUAUUUACUCUUUGUCGUCAUAUGUUUAGCGCACACGUGUUUAUGUUAAAAAAUUCUGGAGCUUUACAUUUUUAGGGUUGACCGGAUAAUCUUUGUAAGAAAGAUAUACUAAAAGAAGAGAUGGUAGUGUUUACUUGUGGACAUUGUGGCGAAUCCGUACAAAAACCAAAAGUAGAAAAGCAUUAUCUCACAAAAUGUAGGAACCGUACUCCUAACUUGUCCUGUAUGGAUUGCUUCAAGGACUUUUUAGGGAAUGAUUAUGAUGCUCAUAUCAAAUGUAUAACUGAGGAGGAAAGAUAUUCUGGCAAAGGUUUCACAGCCAAAGAAAAGAAAGGCGAGAAGAAGCAAAAUGCCUGGGUUGAGAUGUUACAAUCCGUGUUAGACGAGACUGAAACAAAAUCUCCUAAUGUACUUAGAAUUAUUGAAACAAUUAGUAAACAUAAUAAUACUCCCAGAAAGAAGCCAAAAUUUGUUAAUUUUGUUAAAAAUGUUUGUGGUCAAAAAACAAAUCCAAAAGAUAUUGAUCAAGCAUGGGAUCUGAUUUCAGUAAAGCUGGCAGCUUUAUCCCAAGUGAAUGGACAUAACAAGAAUAAUAGCGAAAAGAAUGCAAAUGGAGAGUGUAAUGGAAAAUCUGAAGACAAGUCAAAAGGAAUUUCUAAAGACAAUGUGAAGAAUGGCGAUGAAGUUGAAAAUGCCACUGAAAAGGAAGAGAACGAAGAUGAAAGUAAUGAUGUGCCAAUAAAAAAUGGUAACUGUGACGUCCCUGAUAAGAAAUUGUCUAAGAAGCAGCGCAAAGAAGAAAAGAAAAAGAAGAAGUAUGAAGCUGAAUUACAGGAUGCUGAACAACAUCCUGCUGAAGAAGAAGUUGUAGAAGUUCAAUCGAAAAAGAAAGGAAAAAAGAAUAAAAAUAAAGAGAAUAAAGCAAAUGGUACAGAUGAAGCAGAAGGUGAUAAUAACAUUGAAGGGAAAAAUAAAAACAAAAAGAGAAAACGUCAGGAUACUGUUAACACUAUACCUGAAGUUGUUGAAGAUGAAAUUGCAAUUGAGGAGCCAAUUAAAGUAAAAGCUCAACAAAAGAAGAAAAAAGUAGAUUCAGAGGAAGACAGUGUUACACUGCAUGACCAAAAUGUAGCCAAAAGUGAAGAACAAUCAACUAAAAAUGACAAAUUUAAUUGGCAUGCAGUUAUUGUGUCUGUUUUACAGAAGAAAGAUAAUGAAGUACCUUUUAAAAGACUGCAAAAGAAAGUUCUUUCUGAAUAUUCGGAAAUUACUGGCAAUGAAGUUGACGACAGGAUUGCCGAGAAAUUUAUAAAGAAAUUAAAAAGUGCCCCAAAUGUUAGAGUUGAUAAAAAUAGAGUUGUUCUGGUACAAGAAGAUGAUGAUUAGUUAAAAUAUACUCUUGUGUCUCAAUUUUAUCAUAA
This is a messenger RNA of Papilio machaon (common yellow swallowtail), 1447 nucleotides long. Its product is annotated as cell growth-regulating nucleolar protein. Gene Ontology annotation, biological process: rRNA processing; negative regulation of transcription by RNA polymerase II. Gene Ontology annotation, molecular function: DNA binding. Lineage: Eukaryota; Metazoa; Arthropoda; Insecta; Lepidoptera; Papilionidae. The coding region runs from base 147 to 1412 and encodes 421 amino acids. Gene Ontology annotation, cellular component: nucleolus. The transcript has 3 exons. The record is from RefSeq and is a predicted model, not a curated record.